CUCAAUAAUCAGAAUGAUUAGAAUUUUUUCUUAUUCCCUGAGAUUUCCAUAUUGUCAUGGGAUCAGAUGCAGUGCAUUUUAUCACUCCAAAUCCGGGGUAUACGGGUUUAGGUCCCAAGAGCUAGAAUCUUCUGAAAAAUGGCAUUUGUCAGAGAAAGCUCUAGAGAACAGAAUUAAGAACCCAAAUGUCUAUCAAUUGGUACAAGCCUAUAGAAAAUAUGGUCACCUGAAAGCUGAUUUAGAUCCUCUUGGAUUGCAGCACAGAAAAGAGCCUGUAGAGUUAUCUGUAGAUAGAUAUGGUUUAUCCAGACAUUUGAAUGAUAAAAUUAGUACCGAAGGUAUUUUAUAUUCUGACCGACUAGAAUGCAGCAUUAGCGAUAUUGUACAGUUGCUACAAGAUGAAUAUUGUCAAGGAAUAACGGCAGAAUUUGACUAUUUACAGACAGAAGAAGAAAGAGAAUGGUUUGCUGAAAAUUUUGAGCAGAAGAAACAGACUUCUAUAACAGAUGAGAGGAAAAUUAAAAUAGCCAAACUUUUACUCAAAUCUCAGGCAUUUGAUGAGUUUUUAGGCAGUAAAUUUACCACUGUAAAAAGAUAUGGUGGAGAAGGUGGAGAAAGCAUGUUGGCUGCCUUUGAUGAAAUUUUCUCAGAAUGUGCUGGACAUAAUAUAUCGCACGUAGUGAUGUGUAUGCCACAUAGAGGUCGUUUAAAUUUUUUAUCAUGUAUGUUAAAUUUCCCUCCAGUAAUUAUGUUUCAAAAGAUGAAGGGUAAAAGUGAAUUUCCACCCAAUGUUAAAGGGACAGGAGAUGUGUUAUCUCAUUUAUACACCUCAGUUGAUUUAGAUUAUGGAGGUAAAAAUAUCCAUGUCUCAUUUCUACCCAACCCUUCACAUUUAGAGGCAAAUGACCCAGUAGCCGUUGGUAAAACUCGUGGUAAACAACAGCGAUACAAAACAGGAGAAUAUUCUACUAAUGAUGGUACUAGUUCUAGUCAAGAUGUACUCUGUUUACAAGUCCAUGGGGAUGCUGCCUUUAGUGCUCAGGGUAUUGUCUCAGAGACAAUGGUGAUAGCUGACUGUGCCCAUUUUACAGUGGGUGGUUCAAUACAUCUUAUAGUUAAUAAUCAAAUUGGUUUUACUACAGAACCUAGACUAGGCAGGUCCUCUCGAUAUAGCAGUGAUCUUGGUAAAAUAAAUUCUUAUCCUGUCAUACAUGUUAAUGGUGACAACCCAGAGGAUGUGAUUCAAGCGACAUGUUUAGCUAUGAAAUAUCGUAAUAAAUUUAAUAAAGAUGUGAUAAUAGAUUAUAUUUGUUAUCGUAAACACGGCCAUAAUGAACUAGAUGAUCCCUCCUUCACCAAUCCAUUGAUGUAUCAAGCUAUAACAUCAAGACAGAGUAUUCCUGAUAAAUAUUCUCAUAAAUUACUGAAUGAUGGUAUCUGUAAUAAAACAGAUUUAGAAGAGUCAGUAAAACAAUGGAAUAAUAAAUUACAGUCAGAUAUGACUCAAGUUGACUCUUAUGUCAUUAAACCAUACCAUCUACUAGAAGAUUGGAGUGGAAUGAAACAGGCUGGAGAUAAUAUUACUAGAUGGGAUACUGGUGUUGCCAUGGAAACAUUGAAAUUUAUUGGUGCCAAAUCUGUAGAAAUUCCUGAAAAUUGGAAAAGCCAUUCUACCAUUAAAAAAUUCCAUAUUGAACGUAGAAAACAGAAACUAGUGGACGGAAGAGAGUUAGAUUGGGCUACAGCUGAAUCAUUAGCCAUAGGAUCUCUGUUAUACCAAGGUUAUAAUGUACGUCUGUGUGGUCAAGAUGUGGGACGUGGUACAUUUAGUCACAGACAUGCUAUGAUUAUAGACCAGGGUAAUGAUGAUAUGGUUAUACCUUUAAAUCAUAUUACUGAUAAUCAGACAGCUUUCUUUGAGGUAGCUAACAGUGCGCUGUCAGAAGAAGCUGUUCUAGGUUUUGAGUAUGGAAUGAGUUUAGAGAGUCCUAAUAAUUUAUUGAUAUGGGAAGCCCAGUUUGGUGAUUUUUUUAAUGGUGCUCAGCCUAUUAUAGAUACUUAUAUAACUUCUGGUGAAACUAAAUGGUUGUUACAGAGUGGGCUAGUAAUGUUAUUACCACAUGGUAUGGAUGGGGCUGGUCCAGAACAUUCUAGCUGUAGGUUGGAACGCUUUCUACAGCUAACAGACAGUAAAGAAAAUGCAGUUGAUGGAGAUGAUGUCAAUAUUCAAGUUGUCUUUCCCACUACCCCAGCCCAAUAUUUUCAUCUACUACGAAGACAGAUGGUUAGAAACUACAGAAAGCCAUUGAUUAUAGCAGCACCAAAAGUUAUUUUACGCUUACCAGCAGCUUCCUCAAGUUUGAAUGAAAUGGCUUCAGGUACUGAAUUCCAUCCAGUGCUAGAUGAGGCCACAGUGGAUCCAGGCACUGUAGAUAAAGUGGUAUUUUGUAGUGGUAAACAUUAUUAUAAUCUUGUCAAAGAACGAGAAAGUCGUGUAAUCAAGAAUACAGUUUUUAUCAGAUUGGAGAGUUUGUGUCCUUUUCCUGUUGAAGAAAUUCAAAAUGAAUUGAAAAAAUAUUCUAAAGCAAAAGAAUUUGUAUGGAGUCAAGAAGAACAUAGAAAUAUGGGAGCAUGGUCAUUUGUGGCACCAAGGUUUGAGAAUGUUGUUGGCUGUAAGUUACGUUAUGCUGGUCGAGAUGUAUUGUGUACAUCAGCUGUUGGAAUUGGAGAAUUACAUCAAAAAGAAAUUUUGGAUAUUAUGGAUAAAACAUUCAGUUAA
Messenger RNA from Lottia gigantea (owl limpet), 2779 nucleotides. RefSeq lists its product as hypothetical. Lineage: Eukaryota; Metazoa; Mollusca; Gastropoda; Lottiidae. Gene Ontology annotation, biological process: tricarboxylic acid cycle. Gene Ontology annotation, molecular function: thiamine pyrophosphate binding; oxoglutarate dehydrogenase (succinyl-transferring) activity. The record is from RefSeq and is a predicted model, not a curated record. The coding region runs from base 14 to 2779 and encodes 921 amino acids. The transcript is spliced from 23 exons.